UUCGUACCUCAUUUACACACUCCCCAACAAACCACACACACAUUAUGGCCACUCUCACUCCCAUAACUCUCUCUCUCCUCCUCCUCCUCUCUCUCUCCACCACCCUCCUCCUCCGCACCGCCGCAAAGUCACCGCACUCCGACGUCCCCUCCUCCGACCUCAUUCACGCAUCAUGCAUCCACGCCAACUACCCACAAAUCUGUCUCCGAACCCUCUCCACCUACGCCCCUCCCGCCACCACCCAAAACGACGUCGCUCAAGCCGCGGUUAAAAUAAGCCUAACGAGAUCACAAAAGGCCUCCGAGUUCUUAUCCAAUCUCAAGAACAAAAGUACAAAACGAGAGAAAGACGCAGUUAGCGACUGCGUUAGCCAGAUGUCAGAUUCGGUUGAUGAGCUCACCAAGACAUUGUCAGAGCUGAAACAUCUCAGACGAGGAAGCGAGUUCAAGUGGCAGAUGAGCAAUGUGGAGACGUGGGUCAGCGCUGCGUUAACGAAUGAAGACACGUGUCUUGACGGGUUUAAAGAGAUUGAUGGGAAAGUAAGAAGUGAUGUUAGAAGGAAGAUCACUAAUGUUGCGAGAGUGACUAGUAAUGCUCUUUACUUGAUUAAUCUCAUGGAUAGUAAGGCUCAUAAAUAAUCGUCGGAUCCACAGCUAACGUUGGUUGUGACCAUGUUUUCGGACCUAUAUAUAUCAGAGUGUUUAAUUGUAUAAGAGAAUAACAAAGUUGGCUAAAAUGUAAAAUUAGUAAGAGCUAGUUGUGUUCUUGAUGUUUGAAGUAGUUGAGUUGAGCUUCCCUUGUUUAUGUGAAUUGUGAAGUGAUUGUUAUUGUUAUUAUCAAGUUGAGUAAUUUAUUAUCGGUGUAA
Messenger RNA from Daucus carota subsp. sativus, 865 nucleotides. RefSeq names its product pectinesterase inhibitor 3. Lineage: Eukaryota; Viridiplantae; Streptophyta; Magnoliopsida; Apiales; Apiaceae. The coding region runs from base 45 to 638 and encodes 197 amino acids. Gene Ontology annotation, biological process: negative regulation of catalytic activity. The record is from RefSeq and is a predicted model, not a curated record. Gene Ontology annotation, molecular function: enzyme inhibitor activity. The transcript has a single exon.